GCUCUUCAAUCGACGCUCAUUGUAGCCAACCCCUCUGGCCAGCACAUUGGGCGCUGGGCACACCUGGGCUAUAAAAGGGAGAAGCAGUUAGGUGAAAACUCCAUGCGCCUGGUUUAGUAGUUGGUUAUGCGGCCAGUGGUCACGCGAAUGCAAUUAAACCAGUGCAACUGACUGGAACAACUGGAUAGUCUGCCGAAGCGCCUCGCUACCGCUGCUGAAUAAGUUCCAGAUUUGCGUUAUUUUAUCCCCAUCGCAGUCGCGUAUUUUCCAGCUUUUAUCCGAGCUACAAUAUAUACAGAAGUUCCGUUCUGUGUAAUUUUCUUACUUUGCAUCGUAUCCGGCACACUGAAAUGAUGACUUCCGAUUCAACCGGUACCAUGAGCAAACGAGUGGCCCAAUCCGCUACGAACCGCAAGAUUUCGAAAGGUGUAAUUGAGCGCAAGCGCCGCGCUAGAAUUAACCAGAGCCUGGCGGAACUGAAGUUUAUUAUUCUGAGUGAGAGCAAAGAUAGAGGACUGCACUCUAAACUGGAUAAAGCGGAAAUCUUGGAGCGAACACUUGCCUUCGUGCAAACAUUACAAAACCGGCAAAACCACCGCCCCGAUGAUUGCGCCAUCCACUCCAGCGCAUACCGCGACGGCUACUUUGCAUGCAUGAAGGACGUCGAUCGCUUUCUUUCCGGCGAGCAUUUCGAUGAAGUGGUCAAGCAGAAGAUUUCGAAUCAUUUAACCUUUUGCUGCCAUGCCGCGGAACGCAUGCUGCAGUUUCCUAAUCAGGACAAUAGCAGCAACUUGACCUUUGCCAAUUCCUAUUCAGUUCUGCCGGCGUACCAUUCGCUAACCAGGAGUCCGGCCUCUUUUCUGCAUAGUGGAUGCGCUGUUGUUCCACAAAGUCCUUCUCCUUCCUUAACAGUUUCCUCCUGUUACAGCAGCACGGGUUAUCCCAGCAGUCCCAUAAAAACGGAAGCGGUGUGGCGACCGUGGUGA
Paramacrobiotus metropolitanus is the source of this 986-nucleotide messenger RNA. Its product is annotated as transcription factor HES-1-like. Gene Ontology annotation, molecular function: DNA-binding transcription factor activity, RNA polymerase II-specific; protein dimerization activity; RNA polymerase II cis-regulatory region sequence-specific DNA binding. Lineage: Eukaryota; Metazoa; Tardigrada; Eutardigrada; Parachela; Macrobiotidae. The record is from RefSeq and is a predicted model, not a curated record. Bases 351 to 986 code for a protein of 211 amino acids. Gene Ontology annotation, cellular component: nucleus. Gene Ontology annotation, biological process: regulation of neurogenesis; anterior/posterior pattern specification; regulation of transcription by RNA polymerase II. The transcript has 2 exons.